Lotus japonicus is the source of this 1506-nucleotide messenger RNA. RefSeq names its product SNF1-related protein kinase regulatory subunit beta-2. The record is from RefSeq and is a predicted model, not a curated record. Bases 354 to 1232 code for a protein of 292 amino acids. The transcript is spliced from 4 exons. Gene Ontology annotation, molecular function: protein binding. Lineage: Eukaryota; Viridiplantae; Streptophyta; Magnoliopsida; Fabales; Fabaceae.
AAUCAAUGAUAAUAACAUGAACCCUCUCUCUCAACUCUCUCACUCACUCUCUCUCAGUGCCAACAAAACCAAGCCACACACAGAGAGAAACACACAAACAAAGUUAGCAGCAUUUGCACGUUGAAUCUCCCAAUUGGUUCGCAAAAUCAAGGAAUAACAUGACGUGACCCAUCACUCAUUGCUUCUCCUUUCCCUUCUCUUCUUCCACACUCGUCGGAAAAUUCUCUCAAUUUCACUCCCUUCUUCUUCUACUUAACACCGCAUUUUGGUUCAGGGAAUCGUUUUUCAGCGAUUUUCCCAUCUGGGUAUCUUUUGUUUUUGAUUUUUUUUGCAAUUUUUGUUGUUGGGUAACGAUGGGGAAUGUGAAUGGGAGAGAAGAUUUGAACGGUUCUUCACCAUCUGGGGCUGAAGAUGAAGAAGAGGAACGAGGUUUUGACAGUGUGGGUGAUUGCAUGUCUCUGCCUGAUGGGGUUCUUCACCCUGCACCACCGUCUGAAUUGAUGGGUCAUUCUCCCCCUGCUAGCCCUAGAGCAACGCAAUCUCCACUCAUGUUCACCCCUCAAGUCCCGGUGGUUCCGCUACAAAGACCUGAUGAAAUGCAUGCUCCAUGUCCUUCCUGGAUGCAAACUACUUCAGGGUAUGAAGAUGUGUACAAUGAACUAGGAAUUCCAACAAUGAUUACUUGGAGUUAUGAUGGUAAAGAUGUAGCUGUGGAGGGAUCAUGGGAUGAUUGGAAAACAAGAAUGCCCUUGCAGAAAUCAGGAAAGGACUUUACAAUAAUGAAGGUACUGCCAUCUGGUGUUUACCAGUAUAGAUUUGUUGUUGAUGGACAGUGGAGAUACGCACCUGAGUUGCCUUGGGCCCAAGAUGAUGCUGGGAAUGCUUACAACAUUCUGGACUUACAGGAGUAUGUUCCUGAAGACAUUGGAGGCAUUUCUAGUUUUGAACCUCCUAAAUCACCAGACUCUAGCUACUCCAACUUACAACUUGGCUCUGAAGAUUAUGCAAAGGAGCCGCCAUUGGUUCCUCCAUUCCUGCAAAUGACGCUUCUGAAUGUUCCUUCAGCAAAUAUGGAAACCCAACCUCUUCCAUCCAGGCCUCAGCAUGUGGUGCUCAAUCAUCUCUACAUGCAGAAAGGAAAGAGCAGCCCCUCAGUGGUUGCACUCGGUACGACUCAUCGGUUUGUAGCCAAAUAUGUCACUGUGGUGCUGUACAAGUCUAUGCAGAGAUAAAUUACAUAUAUGAUAUGGACGGAGCAACCUUUAAAGUCUUUUAUUAGUUAAUAUGGCUUACAAGAGUGAGAAAUUCUAAGCUCCAUCAGGAUCAUUACAUGAAAGUCAAGAUUGUGUUGGCAUAAAAUGCAAUUGCUUGAUGGUCAUUCAUCAUGCAAUUUUUUACAUCAUUUGAUGAUGCUUUUUUUUGGUACAAGUCAUUUGAUGAUGCUAUUUCUAGGAAUUUUGAUCAGAACACAAAAAUAAAAGGGAGAAGUAAAAGGUAAUUCCAUCA